This is a messenger RNA of Perca flavescens (yellow perch), 1848 nucleotides long. It is a transcript of the gene cndp1, whose product is annotated as carnosine dipeptidase 1. The coding region runs from base 31 to 1578 and encodes 515 amino acids. Gene Ontology annotation, cellular component: cytosol. The record is from RefSeq and is a predicted model, not a curated record. Gene Ontology annotation, biological process: proteolysis. The transcript is spliced from 12 exons. Gene Ontology annotation, molecular function: dipeptidase activity. Lineage: Eukaryota; Metazoa; Chordata; Actinopteri; Perciformes; Percidae.
GGGAGGGGCACAUGAAGGGAGGCUAUAUAAAUGUCUUGGCAGCAGCACAAGGCCCGAGGAGAGCGCCACACACACACCUCCAGCAGAGACAAGAUGAAUGUUCCAGUUCUGUCCUCCAUCCUGCUGCUCAUCUCUACUGCCCAUGCCUUCCAGUACACGGAGCUUGCACAGUACAUUGACAGCCAUCAAGAAGAAUAUGUGGAGGCUCUAAGGGACUGGGUUGCGAUCGAAAGCGACUCCAGCAACGUCUUAAAGAGAGCCGAGCUGCACCGCAUGAUGGACAUGACGGCUCAGAAGCUGAGGCUGAUGGGAGGGACUGUGGAGCUGGUGGACAUCGGAGAACAAGAACUUCCGGACGGCCAGAUGUUAGCGUUGCCUAAAGUGGUGACGGCUCAGUUUGGCAAUGACUCAAACAAACUCACAGUGUGUGUCUACGGUCACGUGGACGUCCAGCCAGCGAAGCUAGAGGACGGCUGGGCAACAGAUCCCUACAACCUGACCGACAUCAACGGUAACCUGUAUGGAAGAGGAGCGUCAGACAACAAGGCUCCAGUUUUAGCGUGGAUCCAUGCUGUGGAGGCGUACCAGGCCCUUAACAUGGAGCUGCCAGUCAAUGUGAAGUUUGUCAUCGAGGGCAUGGAGGAGACGGGCUCUAACGGCCUGGACGCCAUGAUCGUGGCCCAGAGAGACACCUUCUUCUCCGACGUGGAUUACAUCAUCAUCUCAGACUGCGGCUGGCUGAGCCGGCGGCCCGCCCUCACCUACGGCACCAGAGGCAACUGCUACUUCUUCGCUGAGGUUGAAGGACCUAAACAGGACUUACAUUCUGGUGUUUAUGGAGGCUCAGUGAUUGAACCAAUGACUGACCUCAUUGGCAUUCUGGACACGCUGAUCAGCCCCAGCGGUACGAUCCUGAUUCCCGGGAUCAGGGAAGCUGUGGCUCCUCUCUCUGAUGAUGAAUGGAAAAUGUAUCAGGACAUCCAAUUUGACAUCGAAAACCACAAGAACAAGACCGGUGUCAACCAGCUCAUGUACAACAAUAAGGUGGACCUGUUGGCCCACAUGUGGCGCUACCCCACUGUCUCCAUCCAUGGCAUCGAGGGGGCCUUCUCAGACCCUGGCACAAAGACGGUCAUCCCUGCUAAGGUUACUGCCAAGUUCUCCAUUCGACAAGUUCCCAACAUGGACCCUGCUAUGGUCAAGAAACAGGUAACGGACUACCUUCACUCAGUGUUUGCCAAGCGGAAGAGUCCCAAUAAGCUGAAAGUCACGAUGGUGAUCGGGGCCAAGCCUUGGCUGGCCGACCCUCAGCAUCCUCUCUACGAGGCCGGGAAGGCUGCUGUGAACAGAGUUUUUAAAACGGAUCCUGACCUGAUCCGCGAGGGCGGGACCAUCCCCAUUGCCAGAACCUUCCAGGAUGUGACGAGGAAAAGCAUCAUCAUGAUGCCCAUCGGAGGCUUCGAUGACGGGAUGCACUCCCAGAAUGAGAAAAUUAGCAGGUACAACUAUAUCGAGGGAACCAAGUUAUUUGUCUCCUUUCUGUAUGAAGUGUCCCAGCUGAAGAAGACCAGCGUGUGAUGGGGCUCUGCUGACACAAGCCUGCUUCACAUUUUCACUGUGACUUCACCUUCCUUCCAUCCACUGUUCUGUGUGCUGCUAAGCUUGAAUUUAUCUGCAUCUGUAAAAUCUAUCUAUCUAUCUAUCUAUCUAUCUAUCUAUCUAUCUAUCUAUCUAUCUAUCUAUCUAUCUAUCUAUCUAUCUAUCUAUCUAUCUAUCUAUCUAUCUCUAUGUAUGUCUGUACUGUAAGUGUGUGUGAUGUAAUAAAAGCUGUACAGGCCCACAAUGCAA